Sphaeroforma arctica JP610 is the source of this 312-nucleotide messenger RNA. RefSeq lists its product as hypothetical. The record is from RefSeq and is a predicted model, not a curated record. The transcript has a single exon. The coding region runs from base 1 to 312 and encodes 103 amino acids. Lineage: Eukaryota; Ichthyosporea; Ichthyophonida.
AUGCUCGAUUCCGCCAUACUCUACUCAAGCACACAUCCUGAUAUACAUCAUACACAUGCACAUGCACAGUACUGCGGAGAGUUUGACGCAAUGGCCUUCUGCAUGAUCUCCGACUGGGCACUGGACACAGCCGCAACGGGCGAGAAGUACGGGAUGGACCCACUGACGAUGAUCUUUGCGGGUGUCUUCUACUUUGCAGUGCCUGUUAUACUUACACUCAACUUCAUGGGUGUGUACUACGGAGGAGAUAUGAAACCCGGGAACGUAGGGGUGAACACGCGCACAGACAUCAGACAGAAGAAGAUGAAUUGA